AUAUAUUUUAGUAUUUAAAUGACAAAUUAUUAACAUUAAUUUUAUAUAUAAAAAUAUAUUAUUUAAGUAUGCUUUAGGCCACCAAAACUCAAGGACCGCCCUGCACUUCAUCCCUCUAAAUGCUAAUUAUGAUUGGAACCGCCCCAAUCUUGGCUAGCUUCCUUACAAUUAAAUUAGCCGAUGAAGAAAUCAGAAAGGAUUUCACAAAUCUCAAAAAGGUUCCAAAUCUUGCAAAUAAGUAAAUAACUCUUCGUACGGAUAUCACUAUACUGUCUACUUAAAAUCAGUUAAAAUGAAAAUGAUCAUCACUAUCAUUAAUGGGCCUUAAUAACAUGCAAAUAUGAAGUCGGCUUUAAAGGCCCAUUAAAGUCCUCCCGAGAAACCUUGCUUACAUUUUUCAUCGCAGUUCAUUGUUCAACAACAACAACAGGGUUUUUGAUUCUCUGUCUUCUCCAAAGAGAUGUUUCAGAUUCCAAAGACCAAACUUUGUUUCCCACUCUCAACAUUCACCAAAAGAUACUCAUCAUUUCAAGCUACUAAAUCGGUGAUCGACAAGGCUGCAAUCGAUGGGGAGCUGAGAGUCUUCAUUGUCUCCGGCGAAGUUUCCGGCGAUAACAUUGGCUCUCGUCUUAUGUCCUCGCUUAAAAAGCUCUCUCCUUUACCCCUUCGUUUCAAUGGAGUUGGAGGAUCCUUGAUGUGCAAGCAAGGGUUGACUUCUUUGUUUCCAAUGGAGGAUUUGGCUGUAAUGGGUUUGUGGGAGCUUUUGCCACAUUUGUAUAAAUUCCGUGUGAAGUUGAAGGAGACUAUUGAUGCUGCGGUUAAGUUUAAGCCACACAUUGUUGUGACUGUUGAUUCAAAGGGCUUCUCUUUUCGUCUACUUAAGGAGUUACGAGCUAGAUACAAUCAGCAGCGGUUGGAAAAUUGUCCUGUGCAUUUUCACUAUGUCGCACCGUCGUUCUGGGCUUGGAAAGGAGGAGAGUCAAGACUUGGAGGUCUGUCUGAAUUCGUUGAUCAUCUGUUCUGCAUUCUUCCGAAUGAGGAAAGGGUUUGUAGGGAACAUGGGGUUGAAGCAACCUUUGUUGGACAUCCGGCUCUUGAGGAUGCUUCUGAGUUCAACCUUGUGAGGACGUGCAAGCCUCAGGAACUGAAACUUGAAGGCUUGAGUUUUAGCGAACACUCAAUACCUUCUGACUCCACUAUCAUUUCGGUGCUACCAGGGAGCAGAUUACAAGAAGCUGAAAGAAUGCUACCCAUAUUUUGUAAAGCAAUGAAGCUACUCAAAGACCCGUUUCCAAAACUAGUAACGCUCAUCCAUGUUGCAUCCAAUAGUCAAGUUGAUCAUUACAUUGGAGAAUCCCUUGGUGGGUGGCCAGUUCCAGCAAUUUUAGUCCCUGGUGGAUCCACUCAGCUUAAAUAUGAUGCCUUUGGCGUGAGUCAGGCUGCAUUAUGCACUUCAGGAACAGUUGCUGUUGAGUUGCAGCUUGCUCGUCUACCUUCUCUUGUUGCUUACCGAGCACAUUUUCUAACAGAGCUAUUAAUCCGUUACAAAGCCAAGAUACCUUAUAUUUCUCUUCCAAACAUUCUCCUAGACUCCCCAAUCAUUCCUGAAGCUUUGUUUCAAGCUUGCAACCCUUCGAAUCUCGCCUCGAUACUAGAGAGACUACUCUUGGAUGAAAAGAUGAGAGAAAGACAAGUUGUUGGUGCUGAGAAGUUGAUACAGCUCUUGCAUCCGUCAGAAAGCAGAAUGGGCAGCUCAAUUCAUUGCACUGGUUUGGAAUCUCAUCGAUAUACACCAAGCAUUUUAGCAGCUUCGACUAUUCUUAGUUAUGUCAAGCACUAAAAACUCUCGUGAAUCAUAUUCAUUGCACUGGCUUGUAACACUUUAGUUUUUUUGGUCACACAUUGUCAUCACUCAUAAGGACCCCCUUGUUUGAUACUAGAGUACACUGAGAUUAUUUUCUCAGCUCUGUUAUUCUUGCUAUAGGUUGGAACUUUUAUCAUAAGAGUUCUAACAUAUGAUAAAUUACAGUUAAAGGCGA
Messenger RNA from Arabidopsis lyrata subsp. lyrata, 2039 nucleotides. Its product is annotated as probable lipid-A-disaccharide synthase, mitochondrial. Gene Ontology annotation, biological process: lipid A biosynthetic process. NCBI's taxonomy places the organism in Eukaryota, Viridiplantae, Streptophyta, Magnoliopsida, Brassicales, Brassicaceae. Gene Ontology annotation, molecular function: lipid-A-disaccharide synthase activity; phospholipid binding. The coding region runs from base 461 to 1840 and encodes 459 amino acids. The record is from RefSeq and is a predicted model, not a curated record. The transcript is spliced from 8 exons.